Molecule: messenger RNA, 1722 nt
Organism: Dioscorea cayenensis subsp. rotundata (Guinea yam)
Lineage: Eukaryota; Viridiplantae; Streptophyta; Magnoliopsida; Dioscoreales; Dioscoreaceae
Exons: 4
Coding region: 1-1722 (573 amino acids)
Source: RefSeq, a predicted model, not a curated record
AUGGAUGAUAAUAGCAAAACUUUGAGGGAGUUUGUAGCCCCAAGUGCCAAACAAAACAGCUCAGUUGCGGAACCAAAUCACUGUGGAUUAAACUACAACUCUCGCAUUUCAGUUGAUGCUGCAUCAGGAGGAGCUUUGAUGAACAAAAAGGUAGAUGACGCUUAUAAUUUAAUUGAAGACAUGGCUCUCAACCACUGCCAAUGGACAAGUGAAAGAAACACCACUCCAAAACCUCCAGGAAGACAUGAAGUAGAGACCUUAAACCUAAUUGCAGCCAAGAUGGAUGCUCUAAGUCAAAAAUUUGACAAACUGAAUGCGAAUGCUCCAAGUGCCGCCAAUAUCACAUGUGAAAUCUGUGGGUCCACAGAACACCUAGCUACAAACUGUCAGUUGAUCGCACCCCCCUCUUCAGAAUCAUCAAUGGAGCAAAUGAACUAUCUUCACAACUUCAGUCAGAGACCUGUCAACAAUCCAUUCUCCAACACCUACAACCCUGGUUGCUCUAAUGUUCCUAGACAGCCACCAGGAUUUCAGCAGAGAAUUUCUAAUCCACAACCAGUACGGAAAUCAAAUUUAGAGGCCCUGCUAGAGAGUUUUGUUGCAACACAGGCCAAGCAGAAUGAAGAGUUCAAGCAACAAGGUCAAGUUAUGAAUGAAGCAAUUCGGCAGCUUACUUCCAAAGUUGAUUCUUUGGAAACUCACAACAAAAUGCUGGAAAAUCAAAUUGCUCAACAAGCAAGUUCUUCAUCCAGACCCCCAGGAAUGUUUCCAAGAAAACCAGAAAUUAAUCCAAGUGAACAUUGUAAAGCCAUAACUCUAAGGAGUGGCAAGCAAUUGGAAGAUCCAAAGUCAAAACAAGCAGAAAAUGAAAACAUUGGGGUGAAUCCAAGUGAGAAAAAUGAUAUACAACAGCAAACGACUGAAUACAAUUGUAGAGAUGCAGAAAAAGUUGAUGACGCACCGAGAUACACACCUCCAAAACCUUACAUACCACCUGUACCAUUUCCACAAAGGUUAGCCAAGGCCAAGCUGGACAAACAAUUUGGAAAGUUUCUAGAAGUUCUCAAGAAGCUAUACAUCAAUGUCCCUUUCACAGAAGCUUUGCAACAAAUGCCAUCAUAUGAGUAUAAAACAGCGGAAUUAACAGAGGAGUGCAGUGCCUUAAUCCAAAACAAAUUGCCUCCAAAACUGAAGGAUCCGGGCAGCUUCUCGAUUCCAUGCGAAAUUGGGGCAGCAAGCUUUGAGAAGGCUCUAUGUGAUCUAGGUGCAAGUGUAAGCUUGAUGCCUUUGUCUGUGUGCAAGAAACUAGACAUGGGAGAGUUGAAGCCUACAAUAAUUUCCUUGCAACUUGCGGAUCGAUCUGUCAAGCAUCCAAUAGGUAUUCUUGAAGACAUCCCAAUCAAGGUCGGUAAGUUCUUUGUACCUGCUGAUUUUGUGGUAUUAGAAAUGGAAGAAGACACUCAACUUCCAAUCAUUCUUGGAAGGCCUUUCUUGGCAACUGCAGGGGCACUUAUUGAUGUCAAAAAUGGCAAGCUUUCUUUAACUGUUGGUGAAGAAAAAGUGGAAUUUGAUUUGGCUAACUCUGUUAAACACUCUUUUGUUGAAAGCUCUUGUUGUAGGGUUGAUCUACUUGAACAAGCUAUCAAAGAGGAGUUGCCAAAGCACAUUUCCAAAGGUUCCCUCCAGCUGUGUUUGGUGCAUGAUGAGCUGGAAGAUGAUUAA